This is a messenger RNA of Daldinia childiae, 510 nucleotides long. Its product is annotated as Mitochondrial import receptor subunit tom20. The transcript has 4 exons. Gene Ontology annotation, biological process: protein import into mitochondrial matrix; protein targeting; tRNA import into mitochondrion. Gene Ontology annotation, cellular component: mitochondrial outer membrane translocase complex; mitochondrial outer membrane. The record is from RefSeq and is a predicted model, not a curated record. NCBI's taxonomy places the organism in Eukaryota, Fungi, Ascomycota, Sordariomycetes, Xylariales, Hypoxylaceae. The coding region runs from base 1 to 510 and encodes 169 amino acids. Gene Ontology annotation, molecular function: transmembrane protein transporter activity.
AUGGUCCAAACGGGUACCGCAUUAACGAUAUCCGCCGCCACGGCCGCGACAGGCCUCCUAGCCUAUGCGAUCUACUUCGACUACCAACGUCGUGCGGACCCCAACUUCCGACGAAACUUGCGACGGGAAGAACGACGACAAGCGCGCGCAGAGAAGGAAGAGGCUGUAUUGCAGACUAAGCAGAAGCGCAAAGAUAUUCAGAGGGUCAUUGAUCAAGCCACAGAAGAGGGCUUCCCCACUGGUGUCAAUGAGAAGGAACAGUUCUUCAUGGACCAUGUCCAGAAGGGUGAAUUACUCGCUGCCGACCCAUCAAACACACUAGAAGCUGCGCUAGCUUUCUACAAGGCUCUCAAGGUAUACCCGACUCCCGGUGACCUAAUUUCCAUCUACGACAAGACUGUCGACAAGCGUGUCCUCGACGUCCUAGCCGAAAUGAUCGCAUACGACAAGAACCUCGACCUAGGCGGCGGCAUCAACCUCUCCGAUCUGCCCAGCGCCGGUCUGGACUAG